AUGGGGGACAGACACCAACCACAACCGCACUUAAGCGGUGCCUAUUACGGACCAUCGAUUCCUCCGCCAACAAAAACCUCUCACAGCCACGGCAGACGCGGCGGUUGCGGUUGUUGCAGUUGUUUAGGCGACUGUCUCGGUUGCUGCGGUUGCUGCAUCUUAAGCGUCAUCUUCAACAUCCUCAUAACCUUAGCAAUCGUCGCCGGCAUAGCGGCGCUAAUCAUCUGGCUAAUAUUCCGACCAAACGCCAUCAAAUUCCACGUCACCGAUGCUAAACUCACCACAUUCACACUCGAUCCAAACAACAACCUCCGUUACAAUCUCGACCUCAAUUUCACGAUCCGUAACCCUAAUCGACGAAUCGGUGUUUACUAUGAUCAGAUCGAAGUCAGAGGAUAUUACGGCGACCAGAGAUUCAGUAACGGUAACGUAUCGCCGUUUUACCAGGGGCAUAAGAACACGACGGAGGUCGGAAGUAAGCUUCAGGGACAGAAUUUGUUGGUGCUUAGCGGCGGAGAGAGGAAAGAUCUCGACGAGGAUUUGAAAUCUGGGAUUUAUAGGAUCGAUGCGAAGCUGAGGCUUAGGGUUAGGUUUAAGUUUGGGUUGAUUAAGUCGUGGAGGUUUAAACCGAAGAUUAGGUGUGAGCUUAAGGUUCCGAUUAGUAAUCCUAAUACAACGAGCGGGUUCCAGUUUCAGAGGACCAAGUGUGACGUUGACAUUUGA
This is a messenger RNA of Arabis nemorensis, 723 nucleotides long. The record is from the annotation of a GenBank genome assembly. NCBI's taxonomy places the organism in Eukaryota, Viridiplantae, Streptophyta, Magnoliopsida, Brassicales, Brassicaceae.